AUGGUGUCCUCUCAGAAUGGCUCGUUACUGCGCACUCUGUUGCUUGUCGCAGCCAAUCUUUUAAUCCCGGUCUCAAUUGUCGUCUUUGCGCUGGGCUUCUUCCCAUAUAAACCCUUUCUUCCUGGAUUGGCUGAAUUCGAGUCUCUUGAAUUUGGAUCGCCUCCUGAUGCGCCAUUUGAUCGUUUAAUAUUUAUGGUUGUCGAUGCCCUCAGAAGCGACUUUGUGUACUCGGACGCCUCGGGAUUUGAUUAUGUUCAAAGUCUCAUCCGAGAUGGCAGCGCAAUGCCUUUUACAGCCAAUGCUCGAUCACCCACAGUUACUAUGCCCAGAAUCAAGUCCAUGACAACCGGUUCAAUUCCUUCGUUUGUUGAUCUCAUUUUGAACUUCGACGAGGCAGAUACUUCGUCCACACUCGCUUCUCAAGAUACUUGGUUGGCUCAGAUUAAAGCCAAGGGCAUGGGCAAGCUUCUCAUGUACGGCGAUGACACUUGGCUGAAGCUGUUUCCCAACACUUUCGAUCGCGAAGAUGGAACUUCCAGCUUCUUUGUGGCGGACUUCACAGAGGUUGACAAUAAUGUCACCAGAAACAUUGCCCCUGAACUUGAGAACAAUGAUUGGGGUCUUAUGGUGCUUCAUUAUCUUGGUCUGGAUCAUAUCGGGCAUAAGGCUGGACCAAAGAGCUCGAAUAUGUUUCCCAAGCAGCGCGAAAUGGACGGUAUUGUUAAGACCCUUUUCGAAGCCAUGGAGUCCAAGCCUCAUUUGGACUCGACACUCCUCGUCCUUUGCGGUGAUCAUGGCAUGAACGAUGCUGGUAACCAUGGUGCUUCUUCACCCGGCGAAACCUCACCCGCCUUGGUUUUCAUGUCCCCAAAACUGAAGAAGGUCUCUCAAAAGCUUUCUGCCCCAGCUCAACCCAAGGAUGAGUUUGAUUACUACUCCAUGGUCGAGCAAUCUGACUUGGCGCCUACUAUUGCCGCCCUUCUGGGUUUCCCGGUAUCCAAGAACAAUCUGGGAGCCUUCAUCCCUGAUUUCCUCCCCUUCUGGCACAAUACCAGUGAUCAGAUUCAAAUUCUAGUUCGAAAUGCUAGACAAAUCCUCAACAUUGUCACAGCCGCUUUUGGAAGUGAGCUCUUUCACGCACCGAGUAGCGUUGACCCCUGUGCUCUUGAGCAGACCGAGAUCAACGAACUGGCAUGUCAAUGGCGAAGGAUCAACAAGGAGGCACAUGUACUCGCAGCUGGUGACAAGCUGGACCAAAAGUGGCUUGAUGACAUGUCACAGUGGCUCCGUCGAGCCCAAGAUCUCAUGAGUAGCAUGGCUUCAAACUACGACAUGCCUAAGCUUUACAUCGGCCAAGCGAUCGCUGCUGUUGCCGCUAUUGCAAGCACAGUUGUUCUUGUCAGUCUUGGGACUCAUCGAGAUGGACAAGUUCUUCCAUUCAGCCUCAUGACCUUAUCCUACGGCGCCAUGAUGUAUGCGAGUAGCUACGUCGAAGAGGAACAGCACUUUUGGUACUGGUCAUCUAGCAUUUGGCUUGUAACACAAGGAGUGCUUCAUAUCCGAAGGAGAAACAGCCUUACCAGCAUCGCUUGGGUCUUCGUUGCACUCGUGGCUUUGAGACUCACCAGGGGCUGGAAUCAGACUGGCCAGAAGUUUGCUGGAAGUCCUGACAUCGUGAAGAGCUUCGUCGUCACGCACCCUCAACUUCUCUGGGCUAUUAUCACUUUUGGAUACAUUCUCAUGUCAUUCCGCUUGCUUGCCCGUCUGAAGAGCCUCCCUUCUCUGGCUAGCACAGGUGCUACCUCAGUUCUGCUCAUGUCUGCGUAUAGCUUCAAGCUUGACUUUACGAGCGAGGAUGCCCCGGAGCUUGUUGUUGGCUUUGCUAGAAGCUUUAACGACAUGUUCGUGGGCCAGUCAUUGCUUUGGAGGGCCAGGACUGCCUUUAUUCUUCUUGGCGUCUUGUUUGGAUAUGGCAUCUAUCGGUCGUUCACCGGCGGUCGAAAUGGCCAGUUGCAGUCAGCAUAUCUUUUCCACCAUCUCUAUACCAUCUUUGGCAUGACCCAGUCUCGUGCUGCAAACAUUCCCCUCUUUCUAUUGUCUGAUAUCCUCUUCCAAGCACUCCAAGCCACCGACCUCUCCGUGACUGGAAUCACCAUCACAGCUAUUCUUCUUCAAUACACAACAUUCUUCGCCUUUGGUGGCUCGAACGCCAUCUCCUCCGUCGAUCUUUCCAGCGCAUACAACGGUAUCAGUGGCUUCAAUUUCUUUGCCGUUGGUUUUCUCACUUUGGUCAGCAACUGGGCUGGGCCAAUCUUCUGGACAUCUGCCACCAACCUUCUCCUACUGCGCAAGUACCACGACGGUCAGCGCAAUGCCUUCUGGCAAUACAUUACUUUGCAGACUGUCUUUGUCUCUGCGACAGUUUCAUUGGUCAUGGCAGCUUGCACUUCACUGAGAACUCAUCUGUUUAUUUGGACAGUUUUCUCGCCCAAGUAUCUCUACUGUAUGGCCUGGAGUCUCGGUCAACACUUGUUGAUCAACAUUGGCUUCGGUGGUCUCCUAUUUUGGUUGGGGUCGCGUAACUAG
Fusarium tjaetaba is the source of this 2586-nucleotide messenger RNA. RefSeq names its product ethanolaminephosphotransferase. The record is from RefSeq and is a predicted model, not a curated record. NCBI's taxonomy places the organism in Eukaryota, Fungi, Ascomycota, Sordariomycetes, Hypocreales, Nectriaceae. Gene Ontology annotation, cellular component: endoplasmic reticulum membrane. The transcript has 7 exons. Gene Ontology annotation, biological process: GPI anchor biosynthetic process. Bases 1 to 2586 code for a protein of 861 amino acids.